Messenger RNA from Rotaria socialis, 1317 nucleotides. Lineage: Eukaryota; Metazoa; Rotifera; Eurotatoria; Philodinida; Philodinidae. The record is from the annotation of a GenBank genome assembly.
AUGUCUUUUAAUGAACAUAUGCAUAUCCGAAAUCGUUAUCGAACAAACCCACCUGAUUUUAAACAACUUGCCGAAAAACAUACUGAAUUAAAACCUUUUCUAAUUGAAAAAACGAAUGGUGGUGUUACACUUGAUUUUCGUGAUGCCAAAGCUGUUCGUACUUUAACAACAGUAACAGCUAAAGAAGAUUUUAAUUUAAAUUUAGAACUUAGUUUAGAUCGUUUAAUACCGAGAAUUCCACAAAAAUUGAAUUAUAUUCAUUGGAUCGAAGAUUUAAUCGAAUGUAAAACGGAAGCCAUCGGAAUCGAUAUUGGUUGUGGUUGUUCAUGUAUUCAUGCUCUAUUAGCAGCUCGUAUGAAUCCUCAAUGGAAAAUGCUUGUUUCUGAAAUAGAUCCAUUUAAUUAUAAUAUGGCUGUAAAAAAUGUUGAACAAAAUGAAUUACAAGAUCAAAUUCAUGUUAUCUCAAUGAAUUCAUCAGCAUUAUUUGACGGUUUAAUUGAUCGAACGAAACAUUAUGAUUUUCUUAUGUGUAAUCCACCAUUUUUUUGUGACACAUCCGAGUCUCAGGGCUUAACAAACAGUCGAAAUGCCGAGCGUCCAUCAGCUAAUUCAAUUAAUACAGCUGCAGAUAUUGAAUCAAUAUAUGAUCAAGGUGGUGAAGUUGAAUUUGUCAAGCGUAUGAUUGAUGAAAGUCGACUAUAUACAAGUAAUGUCAGAAUAUUUACAAGUCAAUUGGGUAAAAAGUCAAGUUUAAAACAAGUUCAAAAGUAUUUAAAAGAUAUUCAUCAUACUGACACAGAAUUUUGUCAAGGAAAUACUAUGCGUUGGGCUGUUGCAUGGACAUUCGAUGAAACCUAUCGUUUCUCUGAACAAUGUCAAUCUCGAGAAAAAAUGAACAAAAAGAAACAAAAUAGAACACCGAUCAGUGUUCAAUUUGAAUCAAAAUAUUCAUUUAAUUUUAUUAAAGAUUAUCUAGAGAAGAAUAUAUUUAACGAGCUGAAUUUAAAAUGGACCAGUCUCAGUUCUUUUGCUUGGAUAUUUGAUGCUUAUGAAAACUUAUGGUCUCAUCAACGUCAACGUCGACGUCAUCAAAAUGAUGAACAGCCUCCAUCAAAGCGUCUUAAAUCUAAUCCUAGCCAAGAGGAAAAGUUAUGCUGCAUUCAAGCACGUCUAGAUGAACAUGAAGGUGUUUGUACUCUAUACCUGUUAUUCGUCGAUGGAACAAAUGGAGAUGCAGCAAAUCAAAUAGGUCAAUACAUUAAAAAUCAAUUUCCGAAAUAUUGCCAAUCUCAUACGAAUACAUUAACAAUUGAAUGA